UCCACUCACGCGGUCACUCUCCUCCAGUUGUCCAGUCUCCGCUCGCUAUAUCCGCUCCCGCGCGACUCACUCAACCCAGUACACACACUCCACCUAAUCUUCUUCUCCUCACACAUUCACACACACACACCCCGCAGACCCCGGCACCUUACCGAGCGGCGGCUCAGCACGCUGCUGCUACGCACAUGGACAAGAGCCAGGGAGUCCUACUGUCCAGCAACGUCGGGGCCGGCUCCCGGCCGUGGCCGGAGCUGCUCGGCUCCGCCCACUGGGACGGCCUCCUCGACCCGCUCGACCUCACGCUGCGCCGCCUCAUCCUGCUCUGCGGCGACCUCUGCCAGGUCACCUACGACUCCUUCAACUCCGACUCCCACUCCAAGUACUGCGGCACCUGCCGCUUCUCCAGGUCCACGCUCCUCGACCGCACGCAGUUCCCGGCCGCCGGCGACCUCUCCGUCGCCGCCUACCUCUACGCCACCUCCGACGCCACGGCGUUCCCGGGGAGCAUGGUGUACUCGAUGUCGCGCGAGGCGUGGAGCAAGGAGUCCAACUGGAUCGGCUACGUCGCCGUGUCCAACGACGCCGCAGCGGCCGCCUCGGGCCAGCGCGUCAUCUACGUCGCGUGGCGCGGCACCAUCCGGUCGCUGGAGUGGGUCGACGUGCUCAAGCCGGACCUGGUCGACCACGACGACAUCCUCCCCGAGGGGCACCCGGGGCGCGGCCGGUCGCGCGUCAUGAAGGGGUGGUACCUCAUCUACAGCUCCACCGACGAGCGCUCCCCUUUCUCCAAGUACAGCGCCCGCGACCAGAUGCUCGCCGCCGUGCGCGAGCUGGUGGCGAGGUACAGGAACGAGAGCCUCGGCGUCGUCUGCACGGGGCACAGCCUCGGCGCGUCGCUCGCCACGCUCUGCGCGUUCGAUAUCGUCGUCAACGGCGUGUCCAAGGUCGGCGACGGCGCGCACAUCCCGGUGACCGCCGUGGUGUUCGGGAGCCCGCAGAUCGGGAACCCGGAGUUCAAGAAGCAGUUCGAGGAGCAGCCCAACCUGCGGGCGCUGCACGUCAGGAACAUGCCCGACCUCAUCCCGCUCUACCCGAGCGGCCUCCUCGGCUACGCCAACGUCGGCAAAACCCUCCAGGUCGACUCCAAGAAGUCGCCCUACGUGAAGCGAGACACCAGCCCAGGCGACUACCACAACCUGCAGGGGAUCCUACACACGGUGGCCGGCUGGAACGGGAAGGACGGCGAGUUCAAGCUCCAGGUGAAGCGCAGCGUCGCGCUGGUGAACAAGUCGAGCGGCUUCCUCAAGGACAGCAACCUUGUGCCGGAGUCAUGGUGGGUGGAGAGGAACAAAGGCAUGGUGCUCGGCCAGAACGGGGAAUGGCAGCUCGAGGGGCCCGCAGAGGAGAACCUGCCCGUGCCACCGGUGGUGACCGGGAAGAUCAUCGACGACGACGUCGCUGCCGUGGCCACCUCCAGCAGUGCCAAGGAGGAUAAGAAGACGGGCAAAGGGUCUAAGCUUCUGUCUGGAUUGAUUGAUCAACUGCUUUGUGUGCCUGAUACAUGUAAAGCCGGAGCUGCGUGAGUUGUUGAAGACCACAUCAGAAAAAGACUCGAGAGCGGUGGCGUCGAACUGAUAUGCUUGUGAAGUAGCUGGAGCUUGGGAGUUGGGAGCGAGCUAGAUUACAACAAUGUCAUUUAUCGGUUUUUCUUUGGAAUAAAAUGAGUUGUUUUGUUAGGAGAAAGUAGUAUUUUUCCUUUCUGCUUUUAGUGUCUCUUGAGAAAGAAUAAAAUGAGUCCUGGCAUCAUAAGUAGGUGGGUUAGUCGACUAGGUUCGAGCCUCACCACAUCUCAAUAAAUAUCGAUAUGUGACCCCUCCUUUCAUAUCCAGUAUCUUUUAAGUGUGCCUUGUCUCCUAGAUAUAAUUUCUGUUUAAAACAGCCUUCUACCUGAACAUGUAUGAUAGAAGCAUAAACUGAGCACACCAAUUUUUCCCUUCCAGAUAAGGUUUCAAAAACCUUUCAGAUA
This is a messenger RNA of Oryza sativa Japonica Group (Japanese rice), 2026 nucleotides long. NCBI's taxonomy places the organism in Eukaryota, Viridiplantae, Streptophyta, Magnoliopsida, Poales, Poaceae. The record is from RefSeq and is a predicted model, not a curated record.